This is a messenger RNA of Marchantia polymorpha subsp. ruderalis, 1221 nucleotides long. Lineage: Eukaryota; Viridiplantae; Streptophyta; Marchantiopsida; Marchantiales; Marchantiaceae. The record is from the annotation of a GenBank genome assembly.
CAGACAGGCGGAUAACGCGCUCCGAGUCUCUCCGACGACGAGGGCGGCGACGCAGUAAGGAAACGGAAGGCGCGACGACUGCGUGCGCAGUGCCCGACCGAUCUACCCGCUCUGCCUGCCCGCCCGCCCGCCCGCCCGCGGGCCUCGUGGUUCGCCCUCGCCUGACGCGUCGUCUCCAGGGUGCGGUCGGUUGAGUAAUUAGGUUUGGACGACGAGAAAGCGGAGUCGUCUUCGUCGUCGUCGGCGAGUCGGAGGUUGGCUUGUUGCUUCGGUUUGGGGAUUUGGAGAUUGCUGAACAAGGCUUCAAGCAUGUCGCCAGGAAUCAUGGUAACGCAGCUUGCACAGGGUAUUGGAGUCAUUGCCGGGGCGUGGGCGAUCAAGUCUAUCAUGGAUGCAGAGAACGAGAAGCCUAUGGCUGGGGGAUACUCUCGGUGCCCUACAUGUAACGGGUCUCGAAGGGUGCCUUGCCUGUGCAACCGCUGGUCUGACAAGGAUGUAGGUUGCAGCACUUGCAGUGGAAGUGGGCAGAUGAGAUGCAACAGCUGCGGAGGUAGUGGGACGGGCAGACCUCUCCCGGUGCAAAUUCAGGCUACCAAUAUUCCUGGAGGAUCCAGGCGGUCCUCAUAAGUCCCCGCACUUGGGUUUCUCUGUCAAUUUAGCUGUUUCAUGUCUCUCGCCUGGAUUGUGGAAUUCACCGGCUGCAUCUCCUAGACGCAUGCUGAUGUUGUCUUUUGUUUGAAGAGGCGAUUUCGAACAUAACCUUGCGUACUUCAGCAUAUUCUGGGUUUCGGGAUAUGAGAAAGCCGUGUUUAGGUCUACGAGGCGAAAAGCCAUCUCACCGGAUUGGGCCGAUGGUAGUAACUUGUUUUAAUCGACGUGGAGCUGGAGUUCAAAAUCGGCAUUUGUCGAUUUUGUCGAUUUAGUCUCCUUGCGACCAGGGUCCGGGUCAUACCUUUUUCGGAGCCGGUCCCAAACGGCUGCAUAGUGGCUCUUUUGUGUAUAUGUAACAUGGGUAGGAGUAAUCACACGUCCAUUAUCGUGAAGUGAAACAUUUUUGCCCUCUUCACAGUGAGCAAUUUCUACCACUAUUUGUUAGCACGUUAUCUGCGUGCUUUAGGUGCAGUUGAAUUCUGUUGUAAAGUAUGGUCUGUUGUAGAGGAGAGAUUGUCCGAAUUGGAAGCUGACGAGCAUCAUUAAAAGUGCAAGCAAAGCGUGCCGGAU